AAAAGGAUCUGUGCACGCCUGAUCUAUGCGCUUAGAAUGUAGAAUAUACAUCUUAUUAUAUAGUCAAUCCAUUUGUUGUGCCCCUGUUAGUAGUUUGGCCGGCAACACCUGCUGAACUGGAUAAUUUUUGCUGAAACUCACUCGUAUAAAUCUCAGAAGUUUAAAAAGAUGGCACAAAGUGGUGCUCUGUUAACUCGUUUAGUUGCUUCAUCAGUGACAGCAGCAACUAAAGCUGGUAAAAUUAUCAGAGAUAUCAUGAGCAAAGGAGAUUUGAAUAUUGUGGAAAAAGGAAAAAAUGAUUUACAAACUGAAGCAGACAGAUCAGCUCAAAAAUGUAUUGUCACAUCUUUGAGUCAACAGUUUCCAAAUGUUACAAUUAUUGGUGAGGAGGGUCCUUCGAUUGGUUGCGAAUUACCAUCUGAUUGGGUUGUGUCUGAUAUGGAUCAAGAAGUAUUAAAAGUAGAUUUACCAAGUGAGUUGAAUGAUGUUGAUGUUCAAGAUAUUUGUGUAUGGGUAGAUCCACUGGAUGGAACUUCAGAGUACACUCAAGGACUUGUAGAACAUGUAACAGUAUUAGUUGGUAUUGCUGUAGGAGAUAGAGCUAUUGGUGGUGUUAUUCAUCAACCUUAUUUUAAAAAUUCAGAAAAUGAUUCUCUGGGAAGAACGAUAUGGGGUAUUGAUGGUGUUGGUGUAGGUGGUUUCAAACUCAUAAAACCAGCUGAAGGAAGACGUGUCAUUACCACAACCAGGUCUCACUGUGAUAGUACUGUACAGGCUGCUUUAGAUGCCUUGAAACCUGAUGAAAUUCUAAGAGUUGGAGGUGCAGGUUAUAAAGUCAUGCUUCUGUUAGAGGGAAAAGCUCAUGCUUAUGUAUUUGCAAGUAAAGGUUGUAAAAAAUGGGACACGUGUGCUCCAGAAGCUAUUCUACAUGCUGCAGGAGGAUGUUUGACCGACCUUCAUGGAAAAAAAUAUUCAUAUAAUGCCAAAGUAAGCUACCCCAAUACAGGUGGAGUUUUAGCUACUGCUCCAGGUCAACAUCAACAAUGGUAUCUUUCACUCAUUUCAAGUGAGAUAAAACAAAGACUUGUAUGAAUUCUGCCUUUAUCA
This is a messenger RNA of Phymastichus coffea, 1107 nucleotides long. Its product is annotated as 3'(2'),5'-bisphosphate nucleotidase 1. Lineage: Eukaryota; Metazoa; Arthropoda; Insecta; Hymenoptera; Eulophidae. The record is from RefSeq and is a predicted model, not a curated record. Gene Ontology annotation, biological process: phosphatidylinositol phosphate biosynthetic process. Bases 169 to 1092 code for a protein of 307 amino acids. Gene Ontology annotation, molecular function: 3'(2'),5'-bisphosphate nucleotidase activity. The transcript has 5 exons.